Contarinia nasturtii (swede midge) is the source of this 1695-nucleotide messenger RNA. RefSeq names its product methyltransferase-like protein 25. The record is from RefSeq and is a predicted model, not a curated record. Lineage: Eukaryota; Metazoa; Arthropoda; Insecta; Diptera; Cecidomyiidae. The transcript has 3 exons. The coding region runs from base 50 to 1579 and encodes 509 amino acids.
GGGUGUUGAAAUCACAACGCAAUUGCUUCAGAAUCACAUCCGAAGCACAAUGGAAAAAUUAACGACUCUAUUAGGAAUGGCAAAUGCACCGAUGGUCUCAUAUUUUACCGAAAAAUUGUGGAAAACUCACAUUCCAAAUGAAAUUCAACGUGAAAUACAGACAAUCGAUGACAUUAACGCGGCAAUAGAUAUUUAUUGGAAACAUUUAGACCGAGAUGAUGAACUGGUGUGCAAAGAUAAAUUCAAGCAUUUUCGAUCAUUUUUAACCACUUCAAGACAAUAUCAUUUGGACAAUUUUGAAGAUAUUUGGAUGACACCGGAUUCAAUCAAACAAAUUCUCGAAACACAGCACAAAAAUCCAUUGAAAAUUCACGGAUUUAUGUCAACAAAAAAAGAUCAUGAGGUGCAUAUAACAGCUGAUUUAAUCUCAAAUAUGUGUGCGCCAAUUCGAAAUAAUAAGGCACUUGGUGUCAUCGAUGCUGGAGACGGUAAAGGAUACUUAUCUACAAGAUUAUCACUGGAACAUAAUAUCAAAUGUCUGGGUGUUGAUUGUAAUCCAGUCAAUACAAUGGGCGCAGUAAAACGGUCGGAAAACUUGGAGCGUUUUUGGAAUGCAAUGAAAACAAAGGCAGAGAAAAAAGCCAAUAAUGAACUGAUAGAAAAGCAAACGCGCCGUAAAAGAAAAGAACGAAAAAAAGUGACAUUGGAACAAGGCAUUAAUCCAAAAGCGCCUGUGAUCAAUGAAAAUUACAAGAAUGCUUUGCAUUUCAUAACGCCACAAACUGAUUUCAUCAAAUUAUUCAGUGAGAAUUUCAAUAUUGAAUCGGACGAAGUACCGGGUCUGUGUUUAACCGGUUUGCAUACAUGUGGAAAUUUGGCACCAUCAUGCCUGCGAAUAUUCAGUGAAAAUAAGCAAAUUUCAGCUGUCUGCAAUAUUGGUUGCUGCUAUCACCUUUUAACCGAACAAUUUAGUCAAUUCGUUUAUACGUCAAUACGACGUGAACGAAGUCCCGAAUCAAGGAAACGUGAAGUGUGCGAUUUACCCGAUGGUAUGGAUGCAAUCGAUGGUUUUCCAAUGAGUCAAUAUUUAAUUGAACGCAAAACAAAACUCGGACGAAAUGCUCGAAUGUUGGCCUGUCAAUCGGUUCAUCGUGUCGUGGAUCGAAAAGAAUUGCCAAAUAAUCAUCUAUUUUUUCGUGCAUUACUUGAAGUUUUAAUUCAACGAAAAUGUCCAGAGUAUGUGGGCCGAAUUGAAGUCGGCCGACUGAAACAAUGCCAUACGUUUCAGGAAUACGUACGAAAAUCGGUCAAACGUAAUCCAGUUUUAAGAUUUGAUGAUAUCACCGAUGAUGAAUUAGAUCAACUUUGCAACGAAUUUAAAAUGGAAGAACGAUUUUUAGAUGUUUAUCAUUUGAUGCGAGUUUCAAUUGCGGCUAUUGUUGAAAAUGUGAUUUUACUCGAUCGAUUUUUAUACUUGAAGGAACAAGAAAAAUGUGGUGAUAUGUCUUAUUUGGUACGAUUCUUCGAUCCGGUCAUUUCACCUAGAUGCUAUGGACUUAUUGCGAUAAAACAUGGUUGACAUUGAAUACAAUUCACUCGGAAAAAAAAUUUAUUAGUUUUUUUUAAAUAAAAUAGAUUUACACACAUAUUUUUUUAAAAUGCAAAAUGUUAUAUAAGGAUAAUUUUUCAUUAAAA